Lymnaea stagnalis (great pond snail) is the source of this 1298-nucleotide messenger RNA. The record is from the annotation of a GenBank genome assembly. NCBI's taxonomy places the organism in Eukaryota, Metazoa, Mollusca, Gastropoda, Lymnaeidae.
CAAGAUAAAUUUUGGGUCGCCCCUGAACGACUGAGGAGUGGAGGCAAAGCUACUCAAGAGGGUGACGUCUACAGCCUGGCCAUCAUCAUGGCAGAACUGUUAACAAGGGAGGAGCCGUACAGACAUGAUAAUGAUUUCUUAACCGUGCAAGGUAAUCUCGGUGUGUUCUGACCUCAUUAAAGUAUGAUCUUUGACUUUUUCAAAUUUAACCAAAUGAUGGUAAAAAUAUUUCAAAUCAAACACAGGAAAAUAAAAUUCCCGAUAACUGUACUAAUUUAGAUUCUUAAAAAAAAAAUAUCGUAAGUGCGUUUGGUGCAUAACAUUUUCUUUUGUUCGCCUGAAAUAAUUGGUGAAAUAAAUCUGCGGUGUAGAAGCGGAUGGGUCAUUAGAAUAUUAAUAGAGUUCAGGGGCGUGGUAAAAAUGUGCGGUUGGGAGCCUUGUGUGUGUGUGUGGGGGGGGGGUGAGUACUAAUUGGGAUCUUUGUAAAGUGUGUUACUUGAAUGCAUGUUUUGUCAAAUUUUCAGCCCCACUCCAUUUCCUCGAUAUUACAUUUUAUAAACGGGUUUUCCUAAUCUCACAGCCAACUGAACGCUAAGUUCUUAAAUCUCUCUCUACCCUUAAAAACAAAAUCAGAGGUCCUGGAUAAGAUCCUAUUGUGUCAAGAUCCCCCAUUUCGCCCAGCAGUUACAGCACCCCCAGACCUGAUCCCGUUGGAGACACUCAUGAAGCAAUGCUGGGACGAAAACCCACAGAGGAGACCCUCUCUCAAUAGGAUAUCUCGCGUUCUGCAUGGGUUGAUGAUGUAAGCUUUAAGUCAGUCAGGUUCCUAAAGAAAGGGUCAACAGAAAUAACGGUCUGUAUUAUUUGAAGAAAUCUCAUAUUAACUUAUUUUGGCAUCAGAGCGCUUCAAGCAAGCUAAAGUAGCAUGGGCUCAAGCGCUAUAAAGGUAAUCAAUAAUCAUCAAUAACUCACGCAAUUUUCACCAAAAUGGUUGAAGAUUUUCAAAUGAAAAAUUCAAUGAUUCCUGGACACAGUAUUUGCCAAUUUAAACAAAAAUAUGUUCUCUGGUGCAUUUAAAUUGACAAAACAGAUCUUUAAUUUAUAUAUUACUUUCAAAGCUAUAAACGUUUCGUUGUAAUAGAAAAAUCAACAAGUCUGGCAGUCUGCUGGACAACCUGCUCCAGAGGUUAGAAAAGUACAGCAGCAACUUGGAGAAAAUUGUGGACGAGAAAGUAGAUGAACUCAAACAGGAGAAACAGAAAUCUGAGGAGCUGCUCAGACAAAUGUUGCCCAUGUAA